Molecule: messenger RNA, 208 nt
Organism: Acaulospora morrowiae
Lineage: Eukaryota; Fungi; Glomeromycota; Glomeromycetes; Diversisporales; Acaulosporaceae
Source: the annotation of a GenBank genome assembly
AGAUUUUGAAUCGGUCAAUGUACUUGUUGAAAAAACAAAUGAAGAGUUGAGUGAUCAAAAAUUUGUAGAAUGUCACAAAGAUACCACUGUAGAUUCUCUAUUAUACGCGGAUUAUCGCACAAAAAGUUCUAGUAACAAGAAGAGAGAAAGAGGAAAAGACAAAAGUGAAAAGGUUGACGGAAAGAGAAGGUAUUAUGGAACUAGCUAA